This is a messenger RNA of Biomphalaria glabrata, 4917 nucleotides long. RefSeq names its product ubiquitin carboxyl-terminal hydrolase 36-like. Gene Ontology annotation, biological process: protein deubiquitination. The transcript is spliced from 19 exons. The record is from RefSeq and is a predicted model, not a curated record. Lineage: Eukaryota; Metazoa; Mollusca; Gastropoda; Planorbidae. The coding region runs from base 230 to 3373 and encodes 1047 amino acids. Gene Ontology annotation, molecular function: cysteine-type endopeptidase activity; cysteine-type deubiquitinase activity. Gene Ontology annotation, cellular component: cytosol; nucleus.
ACAGGAAGUUACUAGAUCGUGGCGUAGUCUAAGCGCACCUGUAAAGAAAAUUUAUAAUUGUAACAUUUAAAUCAUUAUAUCUGUAAUGAACAUGUCAUGUAUACACAUUUGUAAUUAUUAUGAUACGUUAGAAUGAAUUAUCAGAAUUUGAUGUUGCUAUAAACAUCACAGUUUGACUUCUACCAUUUAUGCUGAACUUCUUAUUGUUUGUAGACAUUGAAUAGAUGUUAUGCCUGAAUCAUCUGGCAGCAUUGUGGAGAUCCAUAACUCCUUGAAGGCCUCCUUGGGACGAGGUCACUCUGAUCUUGACCAGGAUGUUGUGGCAGCAUCAAAGCGUGUACUUCUUGAAAACAUCUUGUUUGUCCCAGCAAGUGCCCCUUACACCAUGCAGUUGGAUGCUCUGAAAGCCAAGUACAUUUCUUUGAACCCAGCACCAGUGAAAUGGGAUGGGGACAAGUCAAGUCAUCAGCUGAAAGACACAAGCUCCUCAGCCAUGAGCAGCCAGACUAGCACAGAGAAGUCAGAAGAUGUGCUGCCAGCCCCCAAGGUCAUUUUGUAUCCAGAGGAAAAAGUGAUGAUGGAGUGGACGAGGAUGACCAGGAUUGGUGCUGGCCUGGUCAACAUGGGCAACACUUGUUUCUUUAACUCUACUCUCCAAUGUCUGACCUACACAGCACCACUGGUCAACUAUUGUUUGUCAAAUGACCAUAGAUCUAAAUGCAAAAAGAAAGAUUUCUGUAUGAUGUGUGAGAUACAAAGCCACAUUAAGAGCUCAUUAGACUGUGGAGGUCGAUCCAUCAAACCUCAUUCAAUGUUACAGAAAUUAAGAUGUAUAGCAAAACACAUGAAAUGGGGUCGACAAGAAGACGCCCAUGAGUUUUUGAGAUUUGUAGUUGACCACCUACAGCAAUCUUGUCUGAACGGAGAAAGCAAGCUUGAUCAGCUUAGUAAAGAUACCACUGUCAUAAAUCAGAUCUUUGGGGGUUAUCUCAGAAGUCAAGUCAUCUGUUUACGCUGUCAAGCCAGAUCCAACACAUUUGAUCCAUUUAUGGAUAUAAGCUUGGAUAUAAAGGGUGUGAACACUGUUGAAGAAGCUCUUGCUAAGUUUGUGAAACCAGAGACUUUAGAACAAGACAAUGCUUACAAAUGUCCCAAGUGCAAGCACAAAGUUAAAGCCCAGAAAAGAUUUUCAAUCCAGAAGGCACCAAAUAUAUUAACCUUACAGUUGAAUAGGUUUGAUUUCCACCGGCAUCUGUCUGGUAAGAUCAACAGGUUUAUAAAGUAUCCAGAAAAGAUCAACUUAAGGAGUUUUAUGAGUCAGAAACAGGGAGAGCCUAUAUUGUACCACUUGUAUGGUGUUUUGGUCCACUCGGGCCACAGUAGUGAACAUGGUCACUAUUACAGCUAUGUCAAGUCUCCAACUAAAACCUGGUAUUGCAUGAAUGAUUCAAUAGUGCACCAAGCUGCCUACAACAAUGUUUUCAAUGCUGAUGCCUACGUUUUGUUUUAUGCUAGAAUCAAUAAGCCAGUUAGCACUGCCACAACACUCCCCCCAGGUGCUAGCACAUCAUCUGGAUCUUCAGCCUCUGUGACAAAGGGUCCACUUGUGGGAACAUCAUCCUCUAACAAACCAGCUGCUUCUAUAAAUGGCAUUCAAGGCAAAUCAAGCAGUGAUGUUGGAACUCCUUUAAAACGCCAGGAGAUUCCAUCCAGUGAAUCCAAAAUUGUUCCUCAUGCCCCAAGUGGUAGUGCCUUGCCAGGGGUCUACACUAAAAUAUCUUUCCCUAUUCUCACGACGUCCCAAAAGAAACUCUUUCAGCAACAACAAGAGGAUGGGAAAAGGAUUGUGCUUCAAAUCAAACAUGGCAACUCUACCACCAUGGAGAAGUCACCUGACGGCAAGUCCAAGGUGGUCAAUCAUGGGGGCACACAACAAUCUCAACAAUCUCUAGGACUUGUCCCAUAUAACAGUGACUCUGACUCUGAGCAAGACAAUGUGUCUACUGGGGCAUCGAAAUCUGUUUCCUCAACUAAAGAAUCGACAAAAUUUGUCACGUCAAAUGACAAAUCAGGUGACAAUCCACAAACCAGUAUAAGAAAAAUUAACUUUCCUUCAAUUAGCCACGAAAUGAGGCCUAUAACAGAAAUGGGUGAUGCACCAGCAUCCAAACCUUUGUUGGCCUCCUCAUCACACACCUCAUCUACCUCUAGCUUGCAAUCUGUGGAGCCCUCAAAACAUUCCUCAGAAGUGACAUUGAAAGGUUCAUUUAAAAACAUUUCUGCUGCUGCAGCCACACUCCCUGGGAUCACAAAAAAUGGCCCUGUGACAGUUGAGUUGUCUGCUGCAGGCAUCACUGCCUCAUCAUCAAACAGCUGCCCUAAAGUCAGAUCUACUGGAGGUAACUGGUUAAUCCAGUCCCAGGACUGUGCCCCAAGCCCCAGAAGUUCUUGUAGUAGUGCCAACAGUGUCAAUUCAACAACAGAGUGGACUGUAGAGUCAAAGGAAAUAAAGAACAGCAAUCCUGAAAGUGGAAUAAAGUCCAUGCCCAAAGGUCAAGAAGUAGCCACAGCAAUGCAAUGUAAGGAGCCUACAGAUAAGGUAGCGCCACUGGUCAGCCCCCUUCACAGCCCCGAGUCCUCUCACAGUGGCACCAAGAAAGCAAAGAAGCACAAGAAGAAAAAACUGAAGUCAUCCUCGGAUGAAGAUAGAAAAAGAAAAGAUCAUUCUAAAAAAAAGAAAAAACACAAAGAGAAGAAAAGAAAGAGGGAAAAGGAAAGAAAGAGCUCGGAUUAUGACUUGCAUGAAAGAAAGAAGCGCAAGUAUUCUAGGUCCUCAUCUUCGUCCUCCUCAGCUAGUGACAGUGAAGAGGACUAUGAGUGGGUAGAGAAGACAAAAGAAACCGCAGGACUCAUCCAGCCUAAAACUGGACCUGUUACUGUACAGACCUGGAAUCAUCAUGUCAAAGAUGAUGUUGCUCCCAAAAAAGAUGACAGUGAUGUAAAGGCCAAGAAUGUUUGGGAUGGAUCCCGGUCUUCUGGUUCACAUUUAGACUCAGAAAGUAGCAGCUUUUCUUUAGGCAAAAAUGUUUUGUCCUGGGAUGGAGGUAAAAACCACAUUGACGAUGACUUUCAAAAAGACAACAAAAAGAGACGGUUCUCUGAACUAUACAACGAGGAAAUAGAUUCUGGGAAGGUCAAGAAAGUGAAAAGAGUAUCAGAGAACAUGACAUAUUCAAGGGGAUAUAAUCCAUUUCAACAGUACCAUUCUGAUCAAUAUCAAUCUGAGAAAAAUCGAGAUUCAGUGUUCUGGAAACAAGACCACAGUUACUACCAGAAUAAUCAUCAAGCUACUAAGAAUAAAACUUUCACAUGAGAUAACAGAGCUAACAUUACAUCAUUCUGGCAGCAAAGGACAGACAACUUAAAAGAGAUCUGGAUGUCAUCAUUGAUUCAUUCCCCCUGUUCUCUGUGUCAUGUUAUGUUCAAUUUUCAUUUUCCUUAAUUGUUUGACCAUGUCUGCUGAUGUUAAUUUAUUUUGUUUCAUUGCAAUACCAUUAUGUUUUUUAAUGCAUUUUUUUUUUCUUCUUUUUUAAAUCACCUUGUUUUUCUUUUUUGAAGUAUUAUUGACCUUUAUGUUAUUGUUUUAAAACUGAUCCCAGCCUGUAAUUUUCACUACUGCUAGCAAUGGCUUGUGUUUGCAGUGGAAGCCGUUGCCAGGUUUAUUUAUGCCACAUUUUGGAAGUCUCAUUGUUUAAUUGUUUCACUAUUUAUUGGCUCUGGUUCCAAUUGUUCUCUUCAUUGUUCACUUGUUUUCUAUUGCUUGUUGACUGCAUGUGAUUGACUGCCACUUUCAGCUAUAUGGUGGACACUAAAUGCUGGUUGAGACUUACGUUUCUGGUCUAGAUAUACAUUGUAAUCACUAAGCUUUGAAAGCACAGAGAUUGUUUAUAAAUGAAUUUGGUUUAAAAUCCUUGACUUAACUAAAUUCUUUGAUAUUAAUUUUUCAACAUGAAUGAUGCCCCUUACAAUGCCCACUAUAAGCCCCUCCCCACACUAAGUUCUGUUGUAGGUCCUAACUUGUGUAUAUAUAUAUAGAUCACCCUGUAAAUACCAUUGUUCCAUAUGUACAGUACCGACUUCUCAUUGGAUAUAGUGUAUUCACAUGUACAGAAAUAAUUUUUUUUUUGACUAUUAAAAAUAUUAGCAAAUUUUUAAAAAUGUUUCUUGAAAUGUAUAUGUUUGUGUUGAAUUUUUUUGUCAUGCAAGCAAAACAUCAUCUUGAAUUUCUGUGGUAAUCCUUAUGAAUUGAUGGCUGCCUUCAAUUGCUGAUGAGUGCAGUGUUUCAUUUGACAAUGCACCCAGUUGUGACCUGCAUCUCGUGCAGACAGCUGUUGUCUGUCAUCUGGCAGUCUUAAGUUUUCUUUUUGUCUUUUGCUCAAAUGUAUGCCCCGCAGCCUCCAACUGUAUCUUUCAUAGGCCAUCUGCUGACGGCUACUUUCUUUUAUUCCAGUGAGGGCGAAAUGACGCCUGAGUUUAUCUUUACACAGGGUUCUUAGCCACCAUUAAAAACAUGGGAAAAGGCCUUGAAUUUAAUUUUGUCCGUUUCAAAGAGACGCAUACAUCUAUUACAGGGCAGUAAUCAAGAUCUUGAUAGCUAGUACUAGUAGGCUACUAGAUUCUAGACAUGGGUUAUUUUGUGUUAAUCGCUACAGAAAUGACUUGAGCUCGGUUUUUUUUAAGCGGCCCUCGAAAGGGGGGGAAAAAAGCUAUUAGUUUUGUGUGGGAUGUCUGUCCGUCUGUCCCUAGAAAAGAUAAUGAAAAUACGACAUCAUAAUAUUUUAGACAAUUGAAAGUUCUUAUGCAAUGACAAUUUUUUUCUUUUCUGAAAGUGAAAAAUCAAAUUUUUUAAAUCACUUA